Coccinella septempunctata (seven-spotted ladybird) is the source of this 1050-nucleotide messenger RNA. RefSeq lists its product as uncharacterized. The coding region runs from base 67 to 903 and encodes 278 amino acids. The transcript has 5 exons. Lineage: Eukaryota; Metazoa; Arthropoda; Insecta; Coleoptera; Coccinellidae. The record is from RefSeq and is a predicted model, not a curated record.
AUACGGAAAAACGUUUAGUGUUUAGAUGCAGUUUAUCGAAAGAACGUAAAUUUGGAUAAUUGAAAAAUGAACCUCAAGAUGAAAUUGAUUGGCUGCUUCUUUCUAAUAGUUGGUGUUACUAGCUCAGCUAUCAGUUCAUCCGUUGAAAGUGAGACAGGAUUAGAAACAAUAUGGGGUGACAAAUUAGUGAAGGAAGGAGAAACUCUAAAAGCAACCGUGAACAACUAUGCAGAUGAACUCCUGCAUAAUCUAGAUAAACUGGCAGUCAAAGCUGGCAUAGACCCUAUGAAAGUUGAUGACCUGGAAGUAAAGAUCAGUAGGAGAAUUCUCCUUAUCACUUAUACGGGUAAACUCAAGCUGACCAAAAUAAAAGUGAACGACUUCUCAACUAUCCAUAGAUACGAUGAUGCUAUUGUGACUUACAACAAAGAGAACAAAAAGUUUAGGAUUGAUAUUCCCUUGGAACUGAAGGACAUUAAGUUUGAAUGCCAUUUCAAAGCGACAUUGAUGGGAUUGGGUCCAUCGGGUGCUUUAGAUGGUGAAAUGAAAUCUGUUAGGAUGAUAGCAUCAAUAGAAAUUGAUUUUAGUACAUUUGAGGCUAGUGUUGCACAAUAUAAAAUCACCCAUUCAGAUCAUAUCACAGUCCACUUACACGAGUUCAUAUUGAUAGACUGGAUGAUCAAUAUAAUCGCCAACACAGUGACAACCGUCUUUAAAGGCCUCAUCCUUGGCAUCGUAGACACCGUGGUUGAUGGUGUGCUGAAAGCUUCUGUGAACAUGAUCAAUCUUGUUUUCGAAGAUGUCACGGAGUUUAUAGAGGGUAAUAGCACAGAACUUGUGAUGCCCCUAGUUUUGAAAAAUAUUGGAAUUUCUUUGAGUGAAAGAAACUUCAAUAUAUCGUGAUUCUUUUUUUGUACUUAUGUAUGUAGGUACAUACCUAUAUUUACUCAAAUGUAUAUUAUAUAAUUUACAUAACUUAUAUACCUAUUAAUCUAGUGUAAAUCUUAUGUUGUGAUAUGUUAUUCAAUAAAUAUAUAUUUUUGAUAAUAA